UUUCCUUCUCUCUCAAGUCAAGUCAACAAAAUUGAAGAAAUUACUGAGAGAGAAGCUUCAUAAAUCCCUUCCAAAAGCCCUAAUUUUCAGAAAUCCAAUCUAAUCGAAGAAGAAGAAGAAGAAGAGGGAGGGAGGGAGGAUGAAGAUCACAGUAAUGACAGCCGACGAGCAAUUCAUCACCUUAGAUGUCGAUCGUGAUGAAUCGGUUGAGAAUGUAAAAGCGCUUCUCGAAGUGGAGACUCGUGUAUCCCUUCAGCAGCAGCAGUUGCUUUUCAAUGGGAAGGAGAUAAGGAACACUGAGCGUCUGAGUUCUCUUGGUGUUGGGGAAGGAGACUUGUUGAUGAUGAGUACGGUUUCACCCGCAACUCGUGCUCCUACGAAUGAUUUGAGCUUUAACCCAGAUGGCUCUGCUGUGAAUCCCGAGGCCUUCCAGCAGCAUCUUCGGCGUAAUGGAGAUAUGAUUGCACAACUACUUCAGAAUGAUCCUCCAUUAGCACAAGCUAUUCUUGGGGACAAUAUUGAGAACCUGCAGAACCUUUUAAGGGAGCGUCAUCAGCAAAAAAUGGAGUUACAACGACGACAAGAGGAAGAGCUUGCACUCAUGUAUGCAGAUCCUUUUGAUGUUGAAUCACAGAGAAAAAUUGAAGCUGCUAUUCGGCAGAAAGGAAUUGAUGAGAACUGGGCUGCUGCACUAGAGCACAAUCCUGAAGCUUUUGCACGGGUGGUCAUGUUAUAUGUGGAUAUGGAAGUCAAUGGAGUACCUUUGAAGGCAUUCGUGGAUAGUGGAGCACAGUCUACAAUAAUAUCUAAAAGUUGCGCUGAGCGUUGUGGGUUAUUGAGACUCUUAGAUCAACGUUAUAAGGGGAUUGCUCAUGGAGUUGGUCAAACAGAGAUACUGGGGCGAAUCCAUGUUGCACCAAUUAAGAUUGGUAACGUAUUUUACCCUUGCUCCUUCAUGGUAUUGGAUUCUCCCAAUAUGGAGUUCCUUUUUGGGCUAGACAUGCUCCGGAAGCAUCAGUGCAUAAUAGAUUUGAAGGACAAUGUCUUAAGAGUAGGGGGAGGAGAGGUUUCAGUGCCAUUUUUGCAAGAGAAGGACAUUCCAUCACAUUUUCUUGAUGAAGAAAGAUACUCUAGAGGCGCAGGAUCAACACCAGGGUCAUCAGGAACAAAAGAGAAGAAAGAAAAUUUGCCUGCAGCAGCUGGCAGUUCUGGAACCACUCACGGUGGUCCAGCACAGGGACCGGACUUCGAAGCCAAAGUUGCAAAGCUUAUUGAGCUUGGGUUUGGACGGGAACAAGUGAUCCAAGCCCUUAAUUUCUUCAAUGGUAAUGAAGAGCAGGCUGCUGGUUUUUUGUUUGGAGGUUGAUGUUGUGCAACUUAUUGAACAUUCUGUGGUUAUUCAUUGUGGAAACCGGGCCUCCCAUGAUAAUUUCAACUGUCCAUUACACCAAUUCAACAGUCAGGUCCAAUAAGAACAGAACAGUUAUUUUUUUGA
Molecule: messenger RNA, 1495 nt
Organism: Magnolia sinica
Lineage: Eukaryota; Viridiplantae; Streptophyta; Magnoliopsida; Magnoliales; Magnoliaceae
Product: protein DNA-DAMAGE INDUCIBLE 1
Exons: 16
Coding region: 140-1366 (408 amino acids)
Biological process (GO): proteolysis
Molecular function (GO): protein binding; aspartic-type endopeptidase activity
Source: RefSeq, a predicted model, not a curated record